CGAUGAAUUGAUUCGUUCGUGAACGACAGAUAAACACACUGUAGUGAGGAAGUGAAAGUGUUUGUGAACAACUCGACGUUCACAAAAGAACUUUUAAUCUAAAAUAUAAUCUUAGACGUAAACAGGUCUUCUACAGUCUGAUGAAGAUGAGCCACAUCAGUAAGAUGUCACUACCACAGUUUAAUUUCAUCUUGUUGGGAAAAUCAGGUUCAGGUAAAAGUGCAUCAGGAAACACCAUAUUAGGACAAACAGCUUUCACCUCAAAGAAAAGUCCCACCUCUGUCACUAAACAUGUUCAGAUGGAACAUGGUACAGUUUCUGGUCUCCCAGUGACUGUUUACGACACUCCAGGGUUCUGUAACACUGAGCUGAGUGAUGAUCAGGUCAUACAGGAAUGUCAGAAGGUCUUCAGCUCAUGUGAGUCAGAAUCAGACAUCUGUACAUAUCUACUGGUCAUCAGGGCAGAUAGAUUUACUGAGGAAGAUCUGAAAGCUGUGCAGAAAACCGAGCUUCUGUUAGGACCACAGCGUCUGGAAAAGACCUGGAUCCUCUUCACUGGAGGAGAUGAACUAGAGGAAGAGGAACAGACCAUAGAGAACUUCAUCAUUAAUACAGAAUCUCUGAUGGAGCUGAUGAAGAGAUACAGUUACAGACACCACGUCUUCAACAACAAGAUGUCCUGUAAAAAAACAAAAAGUGACCAAGCUAAAGACCUUCUGAACAAAAUUGUCAAGAAAUAUAUUAAAUCUGCACCACAUCGGAAGAGAACAAGACCACAGAACACCAACAGCAGUUCUGACCUGAGGAUUGUGCUGUUAGGGAAAACUGGAUGGGGGAAGAGCUCUACAGGAAACACCAUCCUGGGAGAGGAGAAAUUCAGAUCUGAACUCAGUUUGAACUCUAUCACCAGAAAGAGUGAAGCUCAACAUGGCCUUGUUGAGGACAGGAAGGUGUGUGUGGUCGAUACUCCAGGUUUCUUUGACACAGAUGUUGAUCCUGUAGAAACAACUUGUGAGAUACGGAAGAGUAUGUCUUUGUCCAGUCCAGGACCUCACGCUUUCCUCAUUGUUCUGCCACUGAAUAUAAGGUUCACAGAACAGGAAAAACACAUUAUUCAGCAAAUUGAAGCGUUAUUUGGAGAUGAAGUGAGGAAAUAUGCAAUGGUUCUCUUCACCCAUGGAGACCAGUUAAAGAGGGUAAAUGUCGAGACAUUCAUUAAAAAGAAUAAGGCUUUAAGUGACCUUGUCCAGCAGUGUGGAGGUGGAUAUCAUGUGUUUAAUAAUAAAGAGCUGACAAACAGAGAGCAGGUCAGUGAGCUACUGCAGAAGAUAGACAGGAUGGUGGAGAGGAACGGAGGAACCUGUUACUCCAAUCAGAUGUUUGAGGAAGCAGACAGUUCUACGACAAAUUACUGGAAAUGGAUUAUUGUAAUUCUUGCCAUGGGUGUUGGUGCUUGUGUUGGUGCUUGUGUUGGUGGUUGGGGUGGUGGUUGGGUUGGUGCUCGGGUUGGUGCUGCUAUUGGUUGUGUUGGUGGUGGUGCUAUAGGCUAUUAUUUGUCUAAAUCUGUGCAGUGGCAGGUUUACGGCCAGUUCACCUCAAUGAGACGUCCCACCUCUGUCACUAAACAUGUUCAGAUGGAACAUGGUACAGUUUCUGGUCUCCCAGUGACUGUUUACGACACUCCAGGGUUCUGUAACACUGAGCUGAGUGAUGAUCAGGUCAUACAGGAAUGUCAGAAGGUCUUCAGCUCAUGUGAGUCAGAAUCAGACAUCUGUACAUAUCUACUGGUCAUCAGGGCAGAUAGAUUUACUGAGGAACAGCAGGAAGCUGUGCAGAAAACUGAGCUUCUGUUAGGACCACAGCGUCUGGAAAAGACCUGGAUCCUCUUCACUGGAGGAGAUGAACUAGAGGAAGAGGAACAGACCAUAGAGAACUUCAUCAUUAAUACAGAAUCUCUGAUGGAGCUGAUGAAGAGAUACAGUUACAGACACCACGUCUUCAACAACAAGAUGUCCUGUAAAAAAACAAAAAGUGACCAAGCUAAAGACCUUCUGAACAAAAUUGUCAAGAAAUAUAUUAAAUCUGCACCACAUCGGAAGAGAACAAGACCACAGAACACCAACAGCAGUUCUGACCUGAGGAUUGUGCUGUUAGGGAAAACUGGAUGGGGGAAGAGCUCUACAGGAAACACCAUCCUGGGAGAGGAGAAAUUCAGAUCUGAACUCAGUUUGAACUCUAUCACCAGAAAGAGUGAAGCUCAACAUGGCCUUGUUGAGGACAGGAAGGUGUGUGUGGUCGAUACUCCAGGUUUCUUUGACACAGAUGUUGAUCCUGUAGAAACAACUUGUGAGAUACGGAAGAGUAUGUCUUUGUCCAGUCCAGGACCUCACGCUUUCCUCAUUGUUCUGCCACUGAAUAUAAGGUUCACAGAACAGGAAAAACACAUUAUUCAGCAAAUUGAAGCGUUAUUUGGAGAUGAAGUGAGGAAAUAUGCAAUGGUUCUCUUCACCCAUGGAGACCAGUUAAAGAGGGUAAAUGUCGAGACAUUCAUUAAAAAGAACAAGGCUUUAAGUGACCUUGUCCAGCAGUGUGGAGGUGGAUAUCAUGUGUUUAAUAAUAAAGAGCUGACAAACAGAGAGCAGGUCAGUGAGCUACUGCAGAAGAUAGACAGGAUGGUGGAGAGGAACGGAGGAACCUGUUACUCCAAUCAGAUGUUUGAGGAAGCAGACAGUUCUACGACAAAUUACUGGAAAUGGAUUAUUGUAAUUCUUGCCAUGGGUGUUGGUGCUUGUGUUGGUGCUUGUGUUGGUGGUUGGGUUGGUGCUCGGGUUGGUGCUUGGGUUGGUGGUGCUAUUGGUGGUGUUGGUGGUGGUGCUAUAGGCUAUUAUUUGUCUAAAUAAUUCUAAAAUAAAAAGUACAUGAUCUGAAAUAAGACUUGUGAUUAGAAUGAACACCAGACCUGGUUACUCUGUCUGAAUUAUUCUCUCAUAUUAAAUCAGAUUUCAUUUAGAUUGUUAUACUGAAUUUUACAAAUCCUGUCUAAAUCACCUAUAACCUAAAAUGUAUAAUCCUGUGUACUGUAAUAAAAUGUGUUAGUGAACACUGUAGAGUUCAUAUAUAUAGUCUUUAUAUAAUCAGUGAGAAAAAUAAUAAUAAUAGGUGUUUAUGUGUGAGUAGAAUCUAUAUUGUGUUUCUUUUCCUCAGCUGUGCAGUGGCAGGUUUACGGCCAGUGUACAGAAUAGAAUCAUUUUAAAUCUGUAUCUUAAUAAAUGUGUCAAGUCUCUCAACAUGAUGUGUACUAAUGAUGUGUGCACUAAUAAAACAUUACUGUCAGUAGUAA
This is a messenger RNA of Tachysurus vachellii, 3340 nucleotides long. Its product is annotated as GTPase IMAP family member 8-like. Gene Ontology annotation, molecular function: GTP binding. Lineage: Eukaryota; Metazoa; Chordata; Actinopteri; Siluriformes; Bagridae. The coding region runs from base 141 to 2900 and encodes 919 amino acids. The record is from RefSeq and is a predicted model, not a curated record. The transcript is spliced from 6 exons.